Messenger RNA from Meloidogyne enterolobii, 453 nucleotides. The record is from the annotation of a GenBank genome assembly. NCBI's taxonomy places the organism in Eukaryota, Metazoa, Nematoda, Chromadorea, Rhabditida, Meloidogynidae.
AUGGUAUUUAACGGACAACAUGUUAAAAUUCCUCCUGAGGAGUUUAAAAGAAGGGAAACAUUUUUGACUGAAGGACAAAUUAAAUACAACAUUUUCGAUCCGUUUAGUUGGCCUUUGCAAGCGAAGUUGACUUUGGCUGCUGGCAUUGCUGGUAUAACAUCGUGUAGUUACUAUAAUAUCUUCUACAGAAAGCCGUGGUAUCAAGCAAUUGUUGUAAAAUCUUUGCUUAUAUCUGGCGGAAUGUGCCUCGCUUAUUUUGCUGGUAAAUCUCGUGUUUACAAUAUGGCUACAAGAGAUGCAGUUAUCGAGCAUUAUAUGGAAUUACAUCCUGAUGAUUUUGGCCGGACUUCUGAUUACAUUGGGCGUCCAUAUAGUGGAAUUUUAAUGCCUUGGUUUCCUCGUAGAGGUGCUUAUCCAAGAAAAGAAAAAAGCGAAUAUGAUCAUCCUGAAUGA